AUGAUAGAGUUGAUUACAGGUCCGAACUUCUGGGGUCGCAUCAACCCUCAGUGGUCGCUGUGCAACAAGGGCCGGCGGCAGUCGCCCAUCGACGUCGACCCGGACAAGCUGCUGUUCGACCCCCUGCUGCGGCCUCUCCACAUCGACAAGCACAUUGUGAGCGGCACGCUGCUGAACACCGGCCAGACGAUGGUGUUUCGCGUGGACAAGGACGCCAAGCACCACGUGAACAUAUCGGGCGGCCCGCUGGCCUACCGCUACCAGCUGGAGGAGAUGUACUUCCACUACGGCAUGGACAACAGCCACGGCUCCGAGCACAGCAUACACGGAUACCACUUCCCCGGAGAGAUGCAGAUGUACGCCUUCAACGCGGAGCUGUACAAGAACAUGUCGGAGGCACAGCACAAGUCCCAAGGGAUCGUCGGGGUCGCCAUUAUGAUGCAGAUCAGAGAACCGCCAACGAACGAGUUGAGGCUCAUCAGCAGCAACUUCCAAAGGGUAAAGUUUAAAGGGCAGAUGACGCCGAUCAAGCACCUGUCGCUCCAUCACCUGCUGCCUGACACGGACCACUACAUGACGUACGAGGGCUCCACGACGCACCCCGGCUGCUGGGAGACCACCGUCUGGAUCAUCCUCAACAAGCCCAUCUACAUCUCCAGGCAAGAGAUGUACUCGCUGCGGCUGCUGAUGCAGGGACCGCAGGAGGAGCAGAAGGCGCCGCUGGGCAACAACGUGCGGCCUCCCCAGCACCUGCAUCACCGCACCGUCAGGACCAACAUCGACUUCUUCCGCGCAUCACACCACAAGGGCAAGAAGUGUCCCACCAUGCGGCGAGACAUGUACUACAGAGCCAAUACGUGGGAGGACCAUGAACCGAGCAACCUGUCAUGAAGCUGAGAAAUCCAGCCAGUGGCGUGAUUCACGGUGCUGUAUAGGAAUGGCGUCGGCGGUCUUUCUGCGGAAGAGAAGAGGUGCCUGUCAAUUAGUUGUGCUGUUGUCGCUGUACCCUGCGAGCUCCUGAACGGCUUUCGUGUUGUCUCCUAGUGGCCCGAGUAUACACAGAAAUACUCGCUUCCUGUGCAUUUUAUAAGACUGUUGCUUACUCUGAGUGCUGACUGUGCGUCUGUGGAAUCAUAAUUAUUAUGCGGACAAACUAGAAAAUGCAUCCUCAUCUCGCCAUGGCUGCCUGUGACUCUAUCAAACUACUGUAGGCCAAUCAGCUCCUCUGAGUGCACAGUGUCAGUAAACUAACAAUUAGCAGAGUACCAACGUAAAUAUAUAGUUUUGUAAGUGGGGAGAAGAUUUGUCAGACGGUUGCAUUAACUAAAUCUACAAUUAGAUUGAGACAGUUUGGGUACCAUCAGAAAAUAGAAAUUUCAAUACAGUGUAUCAGAUAUGAGUAACCAUCAGGUGAAAUGGUGGCAUCAAUGGGAAUCGUAUGUGGUUAAAGGUGUAAGAAACAACUGCGAUUACGCUACGUAUGUAAGCACAAAACCUUCGUUUUUUCUGUGUCAUGCAAGAAUUUGAGAACUACAGUCGUGUAAACAAUCACUUUGUUGUGAAAUAUUGUCAUUUUGAUGGGCACAUGUUACAGCUGACAUGGCGAGUAGAGAUUAUGGAUGUCGCAAAUACUCUUAUACUACGUCUGUUCCAUACCAUUUGUACUAGUAUAACAUAAUCAAGCGUAAAUGCGAAGACUAACUUUGUACACGUGUAAAUAUAUCGGAGAAAACUACUAUCAUUUGUACAAUGAGGCAUAGAGAAUGCAUAUGUAUAUAUGGAAUGACUGAUAUUGUAGUUUUUUAGUACGGAAACUUUGUAACCGAACUAACAGGGACAAGCUUUAAAAU
This is a messenger RNA of Schistocerca americana (American grasshopper), 1850 nucleotides long. Its product is annotated as carbonic anhydrase-related protein 10-like. The transcript is spliced from 9 exons. Gene Ontology annotation, molecular function: carbonate dehydratase activity; zinc ion binding. NCBI's taxonomy places the organism in Eukaryota, Metazoa, Arthropoda, Insecta, Orthoptera, Acrididae. The coding region runs from base 1 to 891 and encodes 296 amino acids. The record is from RefSeq and is a predicted model, not a curated record.